This is a messenger RNA of Belonocnema kinseyi, 3547 nucleotides long. Its product is annotated as zinc finger protein Elbow. The coding region runs from base 349 to 1782 and encodes 477 amino acids. The record is from RefSeq and is a predicted model, not a curated record. Gene Ontology annotation, biological process: negative regulation of DNA-templated transcription. The transcript has 2 exons. NCBI's taxonomy places the organism in Eukaryota, Metazoa, Arthropoda, Insecta, Hymenoptera, Cynipidae. Gene Ontology annotation, cellular component: nucleus.
UUCGGAGUCCGCCUCGUCGACUUCGUGUUGCUUUUGUACCUUGUUGUGUGUUUCGAAUGUCAGUGAAUAAGGGUGCAUUUUGAUAUUGUUCCGAAUAAGUUUGGAACUGAAUUACAAGAGAUAAAUUUUAAUGUGAUCGUAUGAGAGUGUCAAGGUGCACUACGAAUGGCUCUAUGUGUCAUCAGUGAUCAUUUUCAACCCCAAGGGAUAUAUGAGGUUGAAGUGUAAAACGUUUUUCUUUGGGUGAUACGUGUCAACAACUGGGUUUUCUAGUUUAUUGGAAGUGUGUUGGUGUUAAUCUGUGAAAAAAAUUGUUGAGUUGGAUCUGGAGUCAUUUGUGAUCUCAAGAUGCUGACUUCCAGCGCGAAUCAGUAUCUCCGGCCGGAAUAUCUCACGCCUCUACCUACUCAACUGGAUGCCAAAAAGAGUCCGCUCGCCCUCCUUGCUCAGACCUGCAGUCAAAUAGGAGCCGAUCCACCAUCUAACAAGUCUCUGCUUGGCCCGCACGACAAGUCCAACAAAUCGUCCAAAUCAUCUGACCACUCUCGAGAAAAGUCAUCACCAACGACUGCACCUACAGCAGCCGAGACUCUGAAAUCCAGUUUCAAGCCUUACGAAUCCUGCUUGGGUCGGGAGAAAGCCUCCAGCCCAGAGGAACAGAGAGCAGCCUCGAGUCAUUCUGUAUCUGGAAGAGCCAGGACACCAGCGAAUGGUAACAAACGAUGCUCCAGCAACCAAAGUGCAUCUUCAGCCAGGGCGGUGACGCCUCAAGGUCGAAGAACCGCAACACCCAACGGUGACGCAAGGGAUUCUCCCUCAUCGAGGACUAACACCUCCGCAGCUUCGAUCAUAACUUCAGAAUCCUCGAUGCUACAAACAUCCGCCAGUAGCCCUUCUUUGCAGUCUAAACCCUCCUAUAGCCCUGCUGGUGUACUCGCCAUGACGGAUCCUUCAAUCAAGGACAUGCCUUUAGGUACCUUUAAGCCAGGAUCAGCAAUGCCAAUAUCAACCUCAGCUUACUUAGGAUAUCACUCUCAGUUACCUGGCAUCGACGUGAUGGCUAAUUCUCUCAUGAACCAGCAUCAUCAGGCUCUGAAGAAUAGCCUGGCAGCGAAUCCCUACCUCAGCUACGCUAGGAUGAAGACCUCUUCGGGUGCUGACACUUUGGUACCAGUCUGUCGAGAUCCAUACUGCACAGGCUGUCAAUUCAACUCUCAUUUCUUGGCCAACUCGAGCGGUAACGGCAAGAUACCCACAUCUACGGCAAGUUCCUGCCCGGCUGGUUGCACCCAGUGUGACCACAAACCCAGCGCCUCUCCUUAUGGACCACUGGGCCACACCCCAGUAGCUGCAGCUUAUGCUCACGCGCAGUUGGCAGCAUUGGCUGCGGCUUCUCAGCUACCUUACGUUUGCAACUGGAUAGCUGGAGACACUGCAUACUGUGGCAAGAGGUUUUCCUCUUCUGAUGAGCUUCUGCAGCAUCUGAGGAGUCACACUAGUGUGUCUGCAGGUGACGCUGCUGCUGCUCUCUCGCUUCUAUCACCGCCAGGAAUGCCUCCAACACAUCCUCUCUUGUCGAGGACCUAUCCGACACCACCGUUGAGUCCACUGGCUACAGCGCGUUACCAUCCCUAUGGAAAGCCUUCACACUUUUUGCCGUCGUUGUCAAAUCUACAAAUGCCGCCACAUCCUCAUCCAGCUUCGGGACUCCCACCCUAUUUUUCACCUUAUUCCCUUUAUGGUGGACCACGCCUUGGGGCUGCUUCUGGAAUGCACCCUUAAGUUGGAAUGUAAAUCGCAGGCUGGAACAGCUUGUAUUCAAGAGUUUUUUAACUGUGAUUUCUGAGUGUGAACACUUCUUUUGCUCUUCUUAUCGUGAGAUGAGUUGGAGAAUGCCUGGGGGUGAAAGGAAACGAGCGUGCCUGAUGCUAGAUCCAAUCAAUGUUCCGUCGGACUUGAAGCUCGAGCGAAAGACAGUCGAAGGAUCAUUCAGACAAGUGAUAAUAAGUGCGACUUGAUAUUCGUUGCGAUUAGUAACUAUUGUGAUGUUUGCCGAGUUGAUUUCAGUUACACCAUAUAAAACUGAAUUAAUGUCUACUGCUGAUAUUUUCAUCAAUGGAGUCAUUAGAUUAAGCAGAGUUUUAUUAUUCUGUAUCUAUGUUUGAUUAGCUGUCGCUGCUUUAAUGAGUUGUUGUUUUUUUGCAGUAAUUUUUCAUGAUAAUUUCCUAAUCUUAUUGUUGAUACAUUUUUGCGAUAGCGUGGCAGUGACAGUAACUGCUCUUUAUCUGACAAUUGAUGGCUCUCGUGCGCUCCAGUGGCCUCGCUUUUGAUUAGCGAGCAACUAGCCUAAGACUAAGUUCAUUGUUCAGAGCACGGCAAUCUCAAUUCAACAUAAUUCUCAAGUUUCUCUUCUAUUGUAAACUUCACUUUAUCGAUCAGUUUUUUUUCCAUGCAAUAGUUUCUAUGUGAGAAUAGAUGGCAUAUGUUUCUAUGCCAAUCGCAUCAUCGUCAAAGUAGCACAAAAAUGUUCUUAAAAUAGUUGAAGUCUUCUAAAUUUAAUUCACAAUUGAGAAAACUAAAAGAGUUCAUCAAGUGAGAUUUUUUUACGAGUCUUCAAUAUAUUUAUCCUUUUUCUUGUACCUCUUAUUCCACCGCCGAGUUUAUAAAUGUCGAUCGUAAAUCAAUGUUUACUGGUGAUGCUGCUGCUUCUGGCCAUAAAGAAUACUUGACUAGACAUAAUUGCUUUCAAAUUGUCGACGCCUACGUAAACAUCUGUAAUUCUGUGCUGAUCCUCGAUGCGUUCGUAUUUUACUUGCUCACCGAAUGAUUGCUGCGAAUAAAUUUCGAUUUAUGUCGACCAGGCUCCGUAAAUCGGAGUAAUCAUUUACGAUUGAUCUGAUGUAAUCAGUACAUGUCCAUUCUAUUUAUGAUUUAGGUGUUCAUAUCCAAGCUCUAUUGUAAUUAAUGUAAAUUUGUUGAUAAGCGUAUGUCCGGCGUAACGAGGCAAAGUGCUAACGAUAUAUCUGAUCGUCUAUUUUUGCGUAACCAAAGUUUUAGUAUCGAAAUCGUUAGACUCCUAGCGAGAAGAUAAAAUGACGUGUGUAUAUGACGUUCGACAUUAAAUAUGCAGAGUAAAGUUGAAAAAAAAAACUAUAUAUUAGGAAGAAAAAUAGCGUCGAUUAGAAACGCGAAAGUGAACUCAGAGAACGGAGUAACAACUACUAGGACUUCGGCUAUAUAAAUAUCGACUGUACAUAGAUCUAUCGACAUAGUAAUUAUUAUUAUUUUUAUUUUUAAUGUUAUUCUCUUGGGCGUUGUAAAUGCCGAUGUCAUAUGCUCACAAAGCUCCGUUUUUUAACGUUCCUGAAAAUAUUUGAUAUCUACAGUUUUCACAUGUGAUUCGUAAUUAAUGCAAAAACUUCAAUUUUCAAUAGGAUCCACAUGUCAUUCACAGAAUUUUCGUUGUUUUAUUAUUGUUAUUACGUUUUAAUGGAACAUAUUUGAGUCUCUCUGAAACUGAAAUACAACAAAUCGUUUCUUACUCGAA